AUGCUAUGUUGAAGCUAUGUUACUACUUGGUAUGCUAGUGCUUGAGUUUCAUGUGUGUAGUGAAAAUAAGAAUUUAAGCUACUACAAUUCAUGAAUAAGAGUUAUAUUCCCAGAUCUGGUAGUUAUUGAGUAAUUGAAUAUUGCCCUGCCCUGCAGGUUGGUUUUUUUUAUGCAUGAUUUGAGAGAGAGAGAGAGAGAGAGAGAGAGAGAGAGAGAGUUCCAUUGGACGUGUUCGCCAUUGGACACCUGAGGCAGAGGAGCAGAGGGCGUGGAUGAUCAUAUUGCCUGCAACACGGACUGCUUCUACUCAUCGUUUCUUCUUUGCAUCGUACAGAUAAGCGUGAGAUCUCACCACACUUUAAAAAAAAACAUACUACCCGGGUAGAUGGACUUUGGUUUAUUAUUUUGGGGUUAUUUCAUCAGAGCUCUGAGGACAUUUUAUUUUUUUGUGUUUUUUUUCUCAACUGAUGUGGAAAAAGGGUUGAAAACUAAGAGAAAUACUGAUUUUCACAACUAAAAGGACAUUACAAAAGAAAAGAGAAACAAGGUCAUACUGUUGGAUAAUUGAUGUUUAAUAAAUGCCGGCUAUAUGUUCUGAGUAAACUAUUUUGGUAUCUUCUCUUUUGAAAAGUUCCUUAGAAAGGCAGCACUUUACUCUACUUUAUAAGUGCCCCUUACAAAAUUUGGCGAGCCAGCCAGGAGGAGAAAUUAGAUUAAAUCAGUAUUUCUUUACAUUGCCAGUUAAACCUGAUUAUUGACACACUGUAAUUUUUUUUUUUCCUUAACAUUUUCCAGCUUGCUUUUGUAAAUUGUGUCAAAUCCUAUGCAGUUAUGGAUACUGAACAAGAGUAUGGUGUGAAUUUGAAAAUGGCUGUGUACGUUGAGGGUAUUACCUCAACUGAUACUGAUGAACAGAUAACUAAAUUAUGUUCAGCUUUUGGGCCUGUGAACAAAGUUAUUAGGGUAAGGCAGACAGGGCAAGAGAAUGGAGUAAAAGCUCUAGUUGAGUUUAAGUCUGAGGAAUCAGUCAUAGGCCUAGCUCCUAACCUCCCACAAUAUCGUCCUAGUGUUGGAGAUCCUAACAUUAUGUGGCGUAUAGAUAGGGCUUAUAAAGUAGCUCCUACUCCUGAGAAAUCCUACCCACAGGGCGAGCAGAGCUCUUGGACUCAAGUAACAGCUCAAACUCUGAUAGUGAGCCAGAUUCUGAUGACAGUAGGACCCCUCUAGUCCGUAAAACACACACAAAAUUUUACCCAACCCAACAUUCUUCCCCUACAGUCACUACUAAAACAAGAAAACAGACAACUGUAACACAGUCAGCUCAAAUCCACCAAGGAGCCUCAGACAAUGACAUACUCAAUCCACCUGACGUUCAGAGGAUCAUCGUAGAGCAUGUUAUUAAAAAUGACAACUUCCAUGCCUCAGGCCAGGAAUCUAAGCGACUUCGUCCUUUUUCAGGCAAACUUCCUAAACCCCCUAAUGAAGCUGACUUUCAGACAUGGUCUCUCCAUGUGGAGCUUAUGAUUCAGGACAAAACCCCUGUUGACAUACAGCGACGUAAAAUCCUAGAAAGCCUGCUUCCACCAGCCUCUGAUUUAAUCAGGCAGCUAGGCCCAGACGCAGCUCCACGUAAUUACGUGAAACUUCUUGACUCAGCAUAUGGGUUAAUUGAGGAUGGGGAAGAAAUCUUUGCAAGGUUCCUUAGCACUCAUCAAAACACAGGAGAGAAAGCCUCAGAAUACCUGCAGCGAUUACAGGUGCUGAUCACUACAGCUAUAAAGAGGGGCGGCAUUGCGAAAGCUGAUGCCAAUAAACAGCUGUUGCGACAGUUUUGGCGUGGAUGCUGGGAUCAGUCCCUUAUUCUGGCACUGCAGUUAGGGCUUAAAACAGAAAACCCACCUGAUUUCACUGAUUUCCUGCUACAAGUUAGAACAGAGGAAGACCAGAGAGCUGCAAAGCAAGAUCGCAUGCAACGCCAUUUAGGGAGCACAAAGCCCAGGUCCUCUUUGAAUAUGCAACUCACACAUGAACCGCCUUUCUCUGAUGAUGCAAGUGCAAAUGUCCUCCAGACAUAUGUCACAGAAACUGAAGCUUUACGGAAACAAGUCGCUGAACUAAAAAUGGAACUUACCAAAAAGAAAGAUCAAAGGAGGCAAAAACAUGCUAACAAAAUCCAGAAUUCAGCUCAAGGAACCCCCUUAGCUAGGGUAGCUGAAAUUCAAGCCCAACAAACAGCACCAAAACCCAGGCCAAAGGCUUGGUUCUAUUUCAAAUGUGGCAAUGAUGGCCAUCUAGCAAGACAGUGUGAAAAUCCCCCAAAUAAGCUAUUGGUGGAUCAGAAAUAUAAAGAACUCAAAGCAAGACAAAAUGAAUGGGAAACCAAAUAUGGCCAUUUAAACUGGACAGGGUCGCAGUGGAGGGACUAACUGCACCCGGAAGUAAAAUGAAAUGUCCCACACAAAGCCAAGACACACAAACAGUCAUCUGUGAAACACAUUCCCCAGCUCAGUCAUUGGGUGGUGCUCUCCCAAGAGGGUUGAUAGGGCCAAAAUGUACAUCAACUGUUGUAGUUGAAGGAGUUCAGUGUGAUAGCCUUCUAAAUUCAGGUUCCCAGGUUACCACAAUUUCAAAGUCUUUCCAUGAGAGUCACCUUUCACAUCAGCCCAUUUCCCCCAUUCAAGAUCUUUUAGACAUAGAAGGUGCUGGCGGUCAGGAAGUACCCUAUCUAGGUUACAUCCAAGUCAACAUAGACUUUCCAGAGAAUAUCAUGGGAAAACCUGUAAAGAUUCACACCCUUGCACUUGUUGUGCCUGACCACAGAACAAACAUGGAUGUCCCCUUGUUGAUAGGCACCAACACACUGGAUCCUCUGUAUGAAAAGUGUGCACUUAUUCAGGAUGAUCGUGUAACACAUGGGACCAAUGGUGGUCACUGUUCCCCACUUGUGAAACAUUUGUAUCACAGAUUCAAAAUAAAUCAACAAAAUGGCAGAGUUGGGACUGUGAAGCUGCAGAGCAAAAAGAGUGUCACCAUUCCUGCAGGAGAAAGAGUGGCUUUAACUGGAUACGCAAGGCGUGUCCCAGUAGCAACCAAUAUGCCCCUUUUAGUGGAGCCCCCUCAAUCCAGUUUACCUGCUGGACUCUUGUUUUGUAGCUACAUCAUGACAAUCCCCCCAUCCCCAUCCUUCAAGAUGCCUGUUUUGGUGAAGAAUGAGACCGCACAUGACAUCAAAGUGUCAGCAGGUCGUAGCAUUGCAGAGCUAUCUUUUCCUAAAGCUGUGUCAUCCUUACCAGCUUAUGACAACAAAGUCACAUUGAGUGAGCCAUCCCACUUUACUCCAUCUCUCGCGACGUGCAACUCCAUGCAUGUGUCUGAUUCUGGUGAACUCACCUUUGAUUUUGCAGACUCUCCCUUGUCUGAAGAGUGGAAGGGGAGAAUCACCAGGAAGUUAAAUUCAAUGUCAGACGUUUUUGCAUUCAACGACCUUGAUUUUGGUCAUACCACUGAAAUCAAACACAGGAUACGCUUGUCAGACCCAUCUCCAUUUAAACAGAGGCCCAGACCGAUCCAUCCAUCUGACUAUGAGGCUGUCAGAUGUCAUCUAAAGGAGCUUCAAGAUGCGAAUAUCAUACGUGAAUCAGAAAGCCCCUUCGCUUCUCCAAUUGUUGUAGUAAAGAAAAAGAAUGGUGACAUCAGGCUAUGCAUCGAUUACCGAAAACUGAACAGACAAACCAUCAAAGAUGCAUAUGCCUUACCCAACAUCGAAGAAGCCUUCUCAGCCUUGAACGGGUCCAAGUGGUUUUCUAUUAUGGAUCUCAAGUCUGGCUACUAUCAAGUAGAAAUGGAGGAGAAGGACAAGUGUAAAACAGCUUUUGUGACACCUAUGGGGUUCUGGGAGUUUAACAGGAUGCCACAGGGAGUUACAAAUGCCCCCAGUACUUUUCAGAGAGUAAUGGAGAAGUGCAUGGGUGGAAUGAAUUUGAGAGAGGUCUUGGUCUUUCUUGAUGAUGUCAUUGUUUUCUCGGCUACACUUGAGGAACAUGAAGAUCGAUUACUCAGAGUUCUCCAGAGGUUGAAGGAAUUUGGCUUAAAGCUUUCACCUGAGAAAUGUCAAUUCUUCAAAACAUCUGUUAAAUAUCUCGGUCAUGUUGUGUCUGCUAAUGGGGUAGAGAUCGACCCAGCCAAGAUAGCUGCUUUGACGACGUGGCCUAGGCCUAAUAACAUCAAAGAGCUUAAGUCUUUCCUUGGAUUCGCCGGUUAUUAUAGGAGGUUCAUAAAGGACUACUCCAAAAUCGCAAGGCCUCUGAACGACUUAACAGCUGGCUAUCUGCCACCAAAAAGGAAGUCUGACUCACAUAGCAGCUCAACACGUCUCUCAGGUGUGGAUUUCAGAAGACCGUUUAAUGAGAAAUGGACAUUGGCCUGCGAAGACGCAUUCAAGACGCUCAUUCAAAAGCUCACAACUGCUCCGAUUCUUGGGUUUGCCGACCCGAAGAAGCCUUAUGUUGUACAUACGGACGCAAGUACUCAUGGCCUUGGUGCGGCCUUAUAUCAAGAGCAGGAAGGCAAAUUGAGAGUAAUAGCCUAUGCGAGCAGGGGACUCAACCGCUGUGAACGAAGAUACCCUGCACACAAGCUUGAAUAUCUCUCUUUAAAGUGGGCUGUCACAGAGAAAUUUUUUGAUUAUCUUUACGGCGCGAAAUUCACUGUUGUGACAGACAACAACCCACUGACAUAUGUACUGACGUCUGCCAAGCUUGAUGCUGCAGGUCACCGCUGGCUGGCUGCCCUUUCCACCUUUGAUUUUAACAUCCAGUAUAGAGCUGGAAAGAAGAACCAAGACGCAGACGCUCUCUCAAGGCGUCCACAUUAUCAUGACGAAUACCAACCUGACUUCACUUCUCAGGAUGAGGAUAAUCGCAUUCAACGCUUCCUUGCCCAGUUCCUACAGGACGACAGAGGAGUCGAUUUUCCAUCUGAUGCUGUGAAGGCAGUGUGUCGGAGGCACCAGCACAUCUCGGCAGCAAGUACAGAACCGGACUUCCAAACGCCGGUACCAGUUGAAUGCUUGGCAAUUGAGGCCUCUGCCAUCCCCGUAGGAUUCUGUCAAGCUGAUGUACUCGGGUCAUGUACGUUGCCGCAGAUGUCACUUCAAGAUUGGGCACGUGAGCAACGGCAAGAUCCAGUCAUCAGUAGAGUAAUAGAGCUUGUCAAAGCAGGAAAGCGACUUUCAUACAGGUUGAGGCGUCAGGAAGACAGAGAGGUCCAGUUGAUGUUGAGAAUAAUGGAGCAGCUGGUCUUCUCCAAUGAGGUCCUAUAUCGAAAGCGCAUAAGCCAAGGUGAGCCUUUCCAUCAACUUGUCCUUCCAACGAAAUACAGAAAGACAGCUCUAGAGAACCUCCAUGAUGCUGUCGGACACCUGGGUACUGACAGAACUUUGGACUUGGUUCGUGCCCGGUUCUAUUGGCCUCGUAUGGCCAUGGACGUGACUGAGAAAAUCAGGACCUGUGAGAGAUGUAUACGGAGAAAGGCACGGGCUGAGAGAAGCGCUCCCCUGGUGAAUAUAAAAACAAGCCGUCCUUUGGAGUUGGUCUGUAUGGACUAUCUUUCACUGGAGCCUGAUGGAAAAGGAACAAAGAACAUCUUGGUCAUUACCGACCAUUUCACUAAAUAUGCGGUAGCGGUUCCAACAGCAGAUCAAAAGUCAAGAACAGUGGCGAAAGCUCUAUGGAACAACUUUUUCAUUCAUUACGGAUUUCCAGAGCGGUUGCACAGCGACCAAGGUCGCGACUUUGAGUCAGCCCUGAUCAAAGACCUCUGUAUGCUACUUGGCAUUAAAAAAACGAGGACAACACCUUACCACCCACGUGGAAAUCCCGUGGAGCGGUUUAACAGAACACUUCUUGAGAUGCUGGGUACACUUGAAGAGGGAGACAAAGUGAGGUGGAGGGAUUUUGUGCAGCCCCUUGUCCAUGCAUAUAAUUGCACUAAAAAUGAUACUACUGGCUAUUCCCCUUAUCAGCUGAUGUUCGGUCACCAGCCAAGACUCCCAGUCGACAUAGCUUUUGGGCUGAACCCUGAGGGAAGCGGUAAACUAUCCCAUUCUGAAUACGUCAAGAAGCUGACGGAGAGUCUAACUGAAAGCUAUCGACUGGCCACUGAACAUAGUUUGAAGAAUGCUUCACAGAACAAACAGAGGUUUGACAGCAAAGUAAGAGAGUCCACACUAGUAGCAGGAGACUGA
Sander lucioperca (pikeperch) is the source of this 6244-nucleotide messenger RNA. Its product is annotated as retrovirus-related Pol polyprotein from transposon opus. Bases 2372 to 6244 code for a protein of 1290 amino acids. Gene Ontology annotation, molecular function: nucleic acid binding. The record is from RefSeq and is a predicted model, not a curated record. Gene Ontology annotation, biological process: DNA integration. The transcript has a single exon. Lineage: Eukaryota; Metazoa; Chordata; Actinopteri; Perciformes; Percidae.